Molecule: messenger RNA, 645 nt
Organism: Plasmodium knowlesi strain H
Lineage: Eukaryota; Apicomplexa; Aconoidasida; Haemosporida; Plasmodiidae
Exons: 2
Coding region: 1-645 (214 amino acids)
Source: RefSeq, a predicted model, not a curated record
AUGGCACCUUUUUCUUUUAUAAAAACAUCCAUAUUAAUCUUUGCAUACCUAUUCUUAUGGUAUCAAAUCAAUGAUCACCACCAGGUGAGUGCAUUAAGCACUUUAAAGGAUGAUGAUAUAUCGGAUGGAAGCGGUUUAUAUUCAUCAGAGGAAGAUAUAAAUAGGUCAAAUGUUGGUUUAAAGUCAUUAGGAAGUGAUGGACCACAUGUUCCAAGUGUGAGUUAUGGGGAUUAUCAUCCUCCCCAAGGAGGAGUAGGUUCCGCCCAUGCGGCACAGUGGAACACCCCAAGAGAUAGAAAAAAUGUAAAGGAUCAAUUUCGAAGAAUUUGUAAAAGAAUCUUUUGUCGUCGUGCUAUGAAACAUAGAACUAUACUAUUAUUAAUAUUGGGCAUGGUGGCCCUUGGUUUAUUUGUUUUGUAUUGUGGAAAAUCAUAUAUAAAAUAUUCUGACUGUGGUUACAUGGAGACAAUAUACGGUUGGAAGGACUUUUACACCUCCCUUAAAGAUAAUACACCUUAUUCAAUGUUAACGCACGCAGUUUUUACAGUUGCCGGAAUUCUCACAUUAAUCGCUUUUCUCGGAUACAAUUAUUAUAAAGCACGCAAAAAAUACGUCGAAAAAAAAAAAAACAACAAAAUUCUAUAA